Messenger RNA from Pseudomassariella vexata, 1401 nucleotides. Its product is annotated as Zinc/iron permease. The coding region runs from base 1 to 1401 and encodes 466 amino acids. Gene Ontology annotation, molecular function: zinc ion transmembrane transporter activity. Gene Ontology annotation, cellular component: plasma membrane. The transcript has 3 exons. Gene Ontology annotation, biological process: zinc ion transmembrane transport. NCBI's taxonomy places the organism in Eukaryota, Fungi, Ascomycota, Sordariomycetes, Amphisphaeriales, Pseudomassariaceae. The record is from RefSeq and is a predicted model, not a curated record.
AUGAUGGAGGCUCAAUCCAGACUCUUUGGCCGCGACGUCUCGUGGUCUUCGAUACCAACUCACGAGUUGCUGGCGGAAAUAUCGCGACGCCAGGAUGCUGAGGCCGACCAGCCGGCCUGCGGGUCGAAUCAGAGAGGCGCAUACGACACGUCCUUACACGUUUUCGCCCUCUUCCUGAUAUUGGCAUUGAGUACAUUGGCCUGCGGUUUCCCACUCUUUUCGCGCCGCGCUUCCCAGAGCCGACGAUCGAACCGGUUCGUCUUCCUGAGCCAGCAUUUCGGAACCGGCGUCCUCCUCGCGACUGCCUUUGUCCACCUCCUGCCGACCGCCUUCCAGUCCCUUACCGACCCAUGCCUGCCAUAUCUCUUCAGCCAAGCAUACAAGCCGAUGCCUGGCUUGAUCGCCAUGAUAUCCGCAUUGGUCGUUGUGACCAUCGAAUCAUAUCUGACCACGAGAGGGGCUGGGCAUUCUCAUUCGCACCAUGCCCAUGAUUGGGAAUCAGACGAUGAAGAUGGGCAGGAGGGGACUCCACAAAUAACUGUCAGCGGUACGAGCAGCUUGGCUGCGAAGCGCUCAUCCAGUCGCCGCCCCGCAGACAUUGCGCUGGGGGAUCUCGGCCCUGGCGAGGGACAGGGGCUCAUGGCCGGCGCGUCGCCUCUUCCCGAGUCCACGCCUACUUCCGUUCCACUGUCGAACGCGAAGCACUUUGUCCCGAACAAAGAUGUUGACGAUGGGCAUGAGGAUGAGGAUGAAGAUGAGGACGAUCAGGAUCUCGAGCUGAACCUCGACGAACUCGAUCCGAGAACCAUAGAAGCGGAGGAUACCCGCCCCUUGGCUCGCCCCAAGACUCACAACCCUUCGAAGCAGGCCUCCGAGUCUAACUUACCACCGACACCCAGUCCGGAGGAGCAGAAACGCCUCAUGCUGCAAUGCUUGAUGCUAGAAGCAGGCAUCCUCUUCCACAGCAUCUUCAUCGGCAUGGCGGUUUCGGUAGCCACAGGCCCACCUUUUGUGGUUUUUUUGAUUGCCAUUGCCUUCCAUCAGACCUUCGAGGGCCUCGCCCUGGGUUCACGUAUUGCGGCGAUCCAGUUCCCCAGGCGCUCAAUACGGCCCUGGUUGAUGGUGUUGGCAUACGGAAUGACGACCCCCAUUGGACAAGCAAUCGGGCUGGUCGUGCACAACAUGUACGAUCCCAUGAGCCAGACAGGAUUGCUGAUGGUGGGCUUCAUGAAUGCCAUAUCGAGCGGGCUGCUCCUCUUUGCUGGCCUAGUACAGCUGCUCGCUGAAGAUUUCCUGACUGAGAAGAGCUAUAAGAUACUAAAAGGGAGGAACAGAGCUCAUGCUUUCUCAGCAGUGAUUGCCGGGGCCAUGUUGAUGGCCGCGGUGGGCGCCUUCGCAUAG